AUGAGUAGAAACGUCGACAAAGCUAACUCAGUAUUGGUACGGUUCCAAGAACUGGAAGCCGAAAAGGCAGGUGGCUACAAGGACUACUCAAGAUAUAAAAGACCUUCGAAGAUCUCAUCGGUAAAGGACUCUAGCGAAGCACAGCAAUGGCGUCGCCAGGUUAUUCACGACAUCAACUCAAGGCUGACUCGCAUGCACGAUCCAUCUUUAAAUGAGUUGCAACUUCGGGAACUGAACGAUGAGUUGAAUGAUCUAUUCGCGGAAAAGGGACGUUGGGAACGUCAUAUCCACAGAACAUUGAAAGGCCCUAGUUUUUCUCGUGAUAAUGCUCUCAAAUUUACUGGUACCAACAUCAAGGGACGUCGGUAUUUCGGCAGAGCCCUUGACCUCCCUGAAGUUCGGGAACUGGCGCGAGUUGACCUCGAGCGUCGUACCAAACUUCAGACCAACCGCCAACGUGAAAAGAUUCUACACGAUAAAGUACGAACUUGGAAGAAGACUCUUGAUCCGGAAUAUUACGGGUUUUUGCCAAACGAGCAUUUGACCUUUGAGAGGCCACUGGAGAUCAACUCGAACACAAUUCAUCAAAUAUUGACACCGAAGCCCUUCCAAAAGUCAGCAUUUAACGACUAUGAAGAAGACAAAUCAUUACAAUUGAAAUCUGAGCUGGGUAGUCAGGAGUCAGUGAUUUCACCAAGUAUCAUAAUCCCAGAGUUCGAAACCAUACCGGACCAAAAAGAUUUGGAAAUAUGGCUUGUAGAAAGACGUAAAUUACAAUUACAGAAACAGCUUGGUCUUUGA
Messenger RNA from Lachancea nothofagi CBS 11611, 801 nucleotides. NCBI's taxonomy places the organism in Eukaryota, Fungi, Ascomycota, Saccharomycetes, Saccharomycetales, Saccharomycetaceae. The record is from the annotation of a GenBank genome assembly.